AUGGCUAAGUGGUCAGAUCUUCCUGGAGAUCUUCUUGUGCCUAUCGCCAAACGGAUGGUCUUAAUAGAAGAUUUUUUGGCUUUUGGUAGGGUUUGUAAAUCAUGGAAUUCUGCCGCCACCAAAGAAAACUAUACUGGUGGAUUCACUCAUCAAACUCCGUUGCUUAUGCUCAUAAAUUUGCUGGUGGGUAGUACUCCCAGGCAUGCACUUUACAACCUCAAAAAACGUAGGGACCUUGAUAUUAAUAUUGGAUCCUGUCUCCGGUAUAGUUCUUCUCUUGGAUGGCUCAUCCCACAAGAAGAUAGGAAUUAUCUAUUGCAUCCUUUCAAAGACGAAAAAAUUGUGCUGCCACUCUUUUUCAAUGGUUCGGAAAUAACGAAGUUUGUCUUAUCAUCUGCUCCUUCUCUGACAUCAGAUUACAUAGUCAUGGUUGCACUUGCUACUGAUUGCCUUAGAGAGUUCGCAUUCUGGAGACCAAAAGACGAUGCAUGGACUAUAAUAUCAUCACCAGGUAGCUGCUGGAUGCCAGAUGAAGGAAGAUACGAUAUAGCUUAUUAUGAAGGACAAUUUUAUAUCGUGGAAAACGACGGCCGUGUCUUGGUUUGUGACAUUGAGGACCUUAAGAAAGCAAAAACAAGGGUCGUUGUUUCAGAGAUGCCAAUUCUACAUGAGAUUGCCGAGAAAUUAUACCUGGUAAAAUCGGCCGGCGUCUUAUUGUUGGUUAUCAGUCUUUGGGAACCUUACAGAAGCACUAACUGGUUUAGGGUUUUCGAGGUGCCACUUAGUACUGGUAAUUGGUCAAACUCAGUGGAGGUAAAGAACUUGGGGAAUUGUGCCUUGUUUCUGAGUGAAAAUAGUUCUUCAUUCUCUAUACGGGUCUCAGACUACUCUGCUUUGAAGGCCAAUUGCAUAUACCACGCAGGUAGGUGUUUGGGUGUUUUUAGCAUGGAAGAUGGAAAGAUGGAGCAAAAAUAUUUUCAUUAUUAUGAUUAUUUUGAUUCAAAAGAACCAUAUGCAUGGAUUCAACAGUAUGGAUACAGCGGUGUUUCUAUGGAGAAUGAACUCACCUUCACCUGA
Rosa rugosa (rugosa rose) is the source of this 1077-nucleotide messenger RNA. RefSeq names its product F-box protein SKIP23-like. The record is from RefSeq and is a predicted model, not a curated record. Gene Ontology annotation, molecular function: protein binding. The transcript has a single exon. The coding region runs from base 1 to 1077 and encodes 358 amino acids. Lineage: Eukaryota; Viridiplantae; Streptophyta; Magnoliopsida; Rosales; Rosaceae.